This is a messenger RNA of Nothobranchius furzeri (turquoise killifish), 569 nucleotides long. Its product is annotated as L-rhamnose-binding lectin SML-like. The record is from RefSeq and is a predicted model, not a curated record. NCBI's taxonomy places the organism in Eukaryota, Metazoa, Chordata, Actinopteri, Cyprinodontiformes, Nothobranchiidae. Gene Ontology annotation, molecular function: carbohydrate binding.
ACCCUGUGUUUAGUUCAGGAAGGCAUCCAGCGACUUGCUGCUGCUGCUUGGAUUGAUCACAACAAGAUGGUGUCAGGUCUUCUCUUCCUGUUGCUCCUCGGAAACAUGUUUUCUGAAGUGUGGUCAAUAAAUCAUCUCAUCAUAUGUGAGAAUUCAGUGGUCCAGCUGAAAUGUGGUCGAGGAAAGAAGAUUCAUGUGAGAUCUGCUGACUAUGGACGUCAUGAUUCCACCACCUGCUCCGCCGGACGUCCUCCAUCUCAGCUCCAAAAUGUUUCUUGCUCCACUCUCAGCAGUGUUGUUGCACACAACUGUAACGGGCAUCGCAGCUGUAGCAUCACAGCCAGUAACUCUGUGUUUGGAGAUCCCUGCCCAGGAACUUACAAGUACCUGGACGUAGCCUUCAGCUGUCGCUAGUUUGAUUCUUAAAUAUCUGAAUCAUUGGUGGCCCUUUCCUGAAGGCAUGAAGUUUUUUAAAGACCAAAUUUGAGUCUGAAAAGCAUCAUUGAAAUGAAUUAAUCUGUGAUUGUUGAUUUAAUUAGAUCAAUAAAGAAAAUUAAUUCAUCUCUUCA